ACCUUAAACGACCUCUCCCUUUGUCCCUUUUAAAUGUCCUUCCGCCAUUGAUGCCCAAAACUAAGUCCAUUUCAAAAACCAACUUUUACCCAUUUCGCCAUUCUGGCAUCCCAUUUCUGGGUCGUCUUCCUUUUGGUGUAAUUGACCCAAAAGCUUCGAGCUUUUUUAAUGGAGAUUGAGCUUGUUGUCACGUGCGACUGCUGUGGCCUGAAAGAGGACUGCACCCAAUGCUAUAUCAGUGAAGUUAAGGCCAAAUUUGAAGGGAAAUGGCUAUGUGGGCUCUGUUCUGAAGCUGUAAGAGACGAAGCUAAGCGAAGCAAGAAGCCAUUGGUGGGCUUGGAAGAAGCUGUCAAUGCCCAUAUGUCGUUUUGCCGUAAGUUCAAGUCUAACCCUGCCGUUCGUGUUGCUGAUGGCAUGAGGCUCAUGCUUAGGAGGAGGUCCAGCGACAUGUCGGCUUCUUCUUCUUCUUCUUCCUCUAAGAAGUAUGGGAGAUCGGCUAGCUCCUCGCAGGUGGGUUUCGACAUGUCGUCUUUGUCGCUCUGCUGAUUAUAUUUUUGGAGACUUUUUAAUUAAUUAAUUAACCAAUUAGGGCUUCCCAUGCUUUUCUCUCCCUUUUUCUUUAUUAUUCGAAUAAUAUAUAAUUUGAAGGCUCUUUCUUUGUACAGAAA
Cucurbita pepo subsp. pepo (vegetable marrow) is the source of this 668-nucleotide messenger RNA. RefSeq lists its product as uncharacterized. The record is from RefSeq and is a predicted model, not a curated record. Lineage: Eukaryota; Viridiplantae; Streptophyta; Magnoliopsida; Cucurbitales; Cucurbitaceae.